AUGACCAUGUUGAUGUCCUCGUGGUCGGCUUGGACCCCCAGCAUAAUGGUUUUUAGGGUCAGCAUUCUGCUGCUCCCCUUCGCUUUCGUGGCCGCAGGCGCACCAGGACUUAGCCACGACCGUGGAAACGCUCCCCUUGUUCCUCUUGUUCUGCGUCCUCAGCUUUCAUCUGCACGCGAGGACGUAGUAGGUGAAAUUAUAUUACCUGAUGAUUUAGAUUUGGACGACUGGAAAAGACGUCAUGCUCUUCUCCAUGCUUCUCGUUGGCUGACUCCUGAUGCACAAGAAGCAGCGAAGAGUACGAUGCGUAAAGAAGUGGCAGGCACGACCAGAAGUUUCAAUGGCAUGGUGAUUACAUCUACGUCCGAACUUCCCGAGUCGCUCCGUGAAGCAAUCCUGAAAGCGGCGAACAAGAGACAGAACAAAACCAGCACUUCUGAGGAUACGACCGUUGUAAAAGUAGACAAUCUCUUCAAUCUUGCUUCUACAACCUCAACGCCCAUGAUCACUUCAUCAGCGCCUGUACCUGUGACUUCAACGCCUAUCGCUACCUCAGAAGACGAUGAGGUUUUUAGGGAAAUGAACAGCGGUUGCUGGAAAUUAGCUGAGUCCUCGGAACGAACAAUGUCAAUAGAAGGAGUUGUGCCUCCCAAUGGUCUCCAUCAUCAACCUGAACAAGUGUCAGCUUCCGACAACGACGAUUCUUCCUUCGAAAUUUGUUCUACCCAAAACAGUUUUUCUACGAAGCUGUCCACUGUUGACGCGGUUGACCCAGAGGAAGUUGAUGGUCGUGGAGGACAUGAAGAUCCCAUCGCUGAUGCCUCAACAGACGAGUUGGAAGCUCUUAGUCUUACCAGUGUACAAAAAGAAAAGCAAGAAGAAGUUGAAGAAGAUUUUGAACCACAUGAAAGUUCGUCUGUCGUGGAUGCGGAACAAACCGCAGUUUCCAGUGAAGAACUCGAUGAAGAAUCAGCUCCACCACAAGACGCUACUAGUAAACAAGGAGCUUUACUAUCUGUGACGAUGGAAUCUGAACCUGAAGAUCAAGAUGAAGAUUAUGAAGUUGAAGCAUCAAGGAGAACGUCUAGUUCGUCUCAGCUCGUCCUUUUUCCCCGUACAGGGACGAGUCCAACUACCGGAAAUCAUGUGGACUCUGCGUCUGCACAAGACCAGAAGGCUGGUUCUACACAUCUUCGGACUAAAACUGGCGAGCGCAGCACAUCUUCUGCUCGACCCCGUCGGUCUCCGUUUCUGGCGUUUGCUAGCAAGGAGACGAGGGAUUCAUCAGCGAUAUCAUCAUGCAGUGAAGCACAUCCAUAUCCAUUACAGCAUGUACUUUUUCGCUCACGUUCUUCUACAUGCAGCACAGAAUAUUUCAAUCAGUUGGAAGAAGAGGCUGCUGCAACUGAUUUCAACGAAGACGAUGGGAGAAUAAAUGAGGACACAGCAUUAGCGGAGCUGUAUGAAGGGAACUUUGACUUCGCGCCGUUCUAUCCCGAACAAGAUGAUACUUCUCAUAGGCACAGGAGGACGAGUUCCAGUUUAUUUCUAAAGUGAAGGUAAGAUGUAAGUACGAUGUAAGUAUCGUCUGGACGAGAACCGUCUGUAAAAAUUCUGAAAAAUUUCAUAUUUCUUGACUAAGUAAUAUCACUAUGUAUAAAUAUCUUAAUCUGUUGUGAUGUUUCGGCCACAUACGUGAAGAUCGCUUUGAUGCAAAGAGUUUUUGCAAAAUGUACUUGUGUAAGCGGAAUCAGAUUCUGAAAAAUAGCCUGUGAAAAAUUUCAAAAAUGGAGCUCUUAUGUAGUAGGAAUGAUGUCUGUAAAAUUAUACUUUUAUUCCGCGGCUAUCUCUAAACGACCUAACACUUUUUUAUCCGUCGAAUCCAUCCCUAUUCUUCAUCUUGAGAACACAAUCAAGCCUAAACUCAGCGGUUUUUUUUUGAAAUUUCACACUUGCGGAUGUUGUCAACAAAGCUAAUGUGGUGGAAAGCAAGAAAGAAGGGAUUAUGUGCGUGCGGAUAUGGUCAAAGGGU
Amoebophrya sp. A25 is the source of this 2032-nucleotide messenger RNA. NCBI's taxonomy places the organism in Eukaryota, Dinophyceae, Syndiniales, Amoebophryaceae. The record is from the annotation of a GenBank genome assembly.